AUGACGGUAGGAAGAGGCAGGCGCUGUCGGCAGGACUGCGUGGUGGUGCCUUAUAUCUGCCUCCUGAAGUCCUGUUCACCAUCUCCAGAGGCUCAGCUUCUGGAGAAGCUGAAGGGCACUUCCAGGGGCUCUUAUCCUUUUAGUCACUCAGUGAGCCCUUAUCUGCACCCCCGCCUGUACCGCGGCUGCUAUGGCGACAUCAUGACCAUGGAGACUCCUGGGACUGCCUGUGAUAUAGCCAGGUUGAUUAACUGCGGGAUUCGUGGUUCUGAAAUGUUUGCUGAAAUGGAUUUGAGGGCCUUAAAGCCGUACCAGACUCUGAUCAAAGAAGUUGGGCGGAGGCAUUGCGUGGACCCCGCCCUCAUUGCAGCCAUCAUCUCCAGAGAAAGCCACGGCGGAGCUGUCCUGCAGGACGGCUGGGACCACAGGGGCCUGAAAUUUGGCCUGAUGCAGCUUGAUAAAAACAUGUAUUACCCUGUUGGCACCUGGGACAGCAAAGAGCACCUUCUGCAGGCUGUUGGGAUUCUGACAGACAGAAUUAAGGCAAUCCAGAGAAAAUUCCCCAUGUGGAGUGUGGACCAACACCUCAAAGGUGGUAUCUUGGCCUUUAAGUCAGGAGUCGAAGCCAUUGCCACCCCCUUGGACAUAGAGGCUGACUUGGUCAAUGACAUUCUCGCCCGAGCUCAGUUCUAUAGGAGACACGGCUUCUAG
Myotis lucifugus (little brown bat) is the source of this 711-nucleotide messenger RNA. It is a transcript of the gene LYG2, whose product is annotated as lysozyme g2. Gene Ontology annotation, molecular function: lysozyme activity. The transcript is spliced from 6 exons. The record is from RefSeq and is a predicted model, not a curated record. Gene Ontology annotation, cellular component: extracellular region. NCBI's taxonomy places the organism in Eukaryota, Metazoa, Chordata, Mammalia, Chiroptera, Vespertilionidae. The coding region runs from base 1 to 711 and encodes 236 amino acids. Gene Ontology annotation, biological process: peptidoglycan catabolic process; defense response to Gram-positive bacterium.